UAAUGUACUUAAACUAGCCAUUUUAGGGAUCAUAUGCUGGCAGUUAUAUAUGACCACGGCAGCGACCAUUGAACAGAAUGCACCUAUUGUCGGUGGUUCACGUGCCAUAUUAGGACAAUUUCCCCAUCAUGUACUUUUGCGUAGAGACUCACAAGAUCAAUUGUUAUGUGGUGGUUCUAUAAUUUCCGAUACAUGGGUCUUAACAGCAGCACAUUGUGUUUAUAACAGGACGUUUGUUCAUAUGGAAUUUGGCACUAUAGAUCUCUAUGUUGAUGGUGUUGUUAUGAAUUCUUCAACAUUUUUUAUACAUCCCAAAUACAAACCCUCCAUUGUAAUGGAUGAUGUUGCUUUGAUUAAACUACCGACGCCCCUAAAGUUUAACAAAAAUAUAAAUGUCAUACCAUUGGUACCUUCAAAAGAUGCCAAAAAUGAUUUUGUGGGUAAAUUUGGCUCGGUAACUGGUUUCGGUUGGCCUACCGAUCGAGCAAAAAGAUAUUCAGAAAGAUUAUUAUGGGGCACGGUGCAAGUUAUCAGUAAUAAGGAAUGUGCUAAGAAAUUAAAAGAACGUGCUAUAGAGGCUUCAAGUAUGUGUGCGGUACCUUAUAUGGGUACGAAUAUGUCACCCUGUAGAGGUGAUUCUGGUGGUGCUUUAAUUUGGAAAAACGAUGAAAAAAGAUUUGUACAAAUUGGCAUUAUAUCGUCGACAAAGAAAAAUCAUUGUUCAGAAUAUCCUGUAGCUUAUGCAAGAAUUACAUCAUUUUUGAAUUAUAUACGCAAUAUAACGGGUUUAAGGUUUAAUUAAUUUCAUAUAAUUGAACUUAAUUAAAGAAGA
Molecule: messenger RNA, 832 nt
Organism: Lucilia cuprina (Australian sheep blowfly)
Lineage: Eukaryota; Metazoa; Arthropoda; Insecta; Diptera; Calliphoridae
Product: brachyurin-like
Exons: 2
Coding region: 50-802 (250 amino acids)
Biological process (GO): proteolysis
Molecular function (GO): serine-type endopeptidase activity
Source: RefSeq, a predicted model, not a curated record